CUCAACUGUCACUGCUCCGUCCCAUCGUGCUGACGUGAGAAAACGCACCAACUGACAAGCUAACCCAACGCCAGCUCUAUGCAGGUGCUGUGGCCGAGACGUGAGAAGGGGUCAUGCCUUUGGUCAAGAGAAACAUUGAGCCCCGGCACCUGUGCCAAGGUGCAGUGCCUGAUGGGAUUGGCAACGAGCUGGAAUGUGUAACCAACAACACGCUGUCCGCCAUCAUCCGCCAGCUCAGCAGUUUGAGUAAACAUGCAGAAAAUGUUUUUGGGGAGCUUUUUAACGAGGCCAACACCUUUUACGGGCGCGCCAACUCCCUCCAGGACCGUAUCGACCGCUUGGCCUUCAAGGUCACCCAGCUGGACUCCAGCGUGGAGGAGGUCUCUCUUCAGGACAUAAACAUGAGGAAGGCAUUCAAAAGCUCGACCAUCCAGGACCAGCAGGUUUUGUCCAAGGGCAGCACUCCGAACUCGGUGGCUGAGAUGCACAACAGAAGCGACAGGCCUCCUCCCCUAAGCACGCUUACUGCCUACAGGGAGGAUUCUACCGAUGCGAUGAAAUUCUACUCUGACCCGUCAUACUUUUUUGACUUGUGGAAGGAGAAAAUGCUUCAAGACACAGAGGACAAGAGGAAAGAAAGGCGGAGGCAAAGGGAACAGAAACGAUGUGUGGAAAGCAGCACGCUGCAGCGCGAGGUGAAGAAGGUGAGAAAGGUUCGAAACCGCAGGCAAGAGUGGAACAUGAUGGCAUUCGACAAAGAGCUUCGCCCAGAUCACCACCAUCCGCAGACUCUUCGUCGAGGGGCAUCAUCCGAGGGAUCGCUCUCCCCAGACGGCAGGCCUGACCUCCCAGACUACCCCGUCCCUCCACUGCCUGCCCACGCUGCUUGUAAUUAUGCCAAGUCACAUGAUUACGUGCCUGGGAACGCACACCCCUCGCCACCUGUGGAGCAUGAAUACCACAGCAUUGAUGUCAACUACAAGAGAGUAUCCUACGCCACAGCAGAGCCUCACGCUGCAGACCGAAUGAACGGUUCAAUACGUCCACCUGCAGAUUACAACUCCGGCCCCCCACCUCCUACCCCUGGCCCAGCCAUCCCAUCAGCCCAGACAGCCUUUGGUUUUCCAUUGGGUGCACUACCACCAACACCACAUAAUGGAGUUAUGCACGUAGGCCCAGGCUACCCGCUGCCACCGGUACCUCCUCCAGGGCCACGCAUGGUCCCUCCUCCCCCGGGUCCCCCACCUCCACCUCUCCCUCCCCCAGCUGUACCCUCACACCUAGCAGGACACAGUGAAGGCGGCAGAGCUGAGGCGAAACCUGUGAGAGAUGCGAGAAGCGACCUGCUGUCCGCCAUCCGCAUAGGCAUACAGUUGAAGAAAGUCCAGGAGCAGCAGGAGCAGCAGAACAAGCGGGAGCCGGUGGGGAACGAUGUGGCCACCAUCUUGUCUCGACGCAUUGCGGUGGAGUACAGUGACUCUGAAGAUGACUCUGAGCUGGAAGAAAACGAGUGGUCAGACUGACCAAACACCGUGCAGAGCCUGGCUGAAAUUUUGCUGUAAAAAGCAAACCUGUGAGUCACCUGCUCUGGCUCCACCUUGUGGACUUUACAUACCAACCCACUGCUGCCAGAGUACCUUUACCUCAGCUUGUUUUAUUUAAAUGUGCUGCCACAUGUAUUUCUCAUGAGGAAACUGCAUGAGUGAGCACCUUUCUUCUGAAACAGGUGAAAUUCCAGACCUACUGUAUACAGUUUACUGAUUAAUUGUGAUAAAUGUUUAGUUUUCUACCACUGAUUAAAUGUGAGCCAUUUGUUUUCUCACUUGUCAAUCUAAAAUGUAUGUCCUACUAAAAUGUCCUCUCCCAAUAAACUGACACCCUUAAUGCACCGUCACUCCAUUGAUGAAAUGUGCUGUAGACCUUAAAACCAAUGUCCCAGUACUCAGCCUUUUCACUGGAGGCAUGUUGACAUGUCACAGGAGGAAAAGUGCAGGUAGAAAUAGUAAAAUGACUGACUGAAUUCUGUGUAGCUGCUUCAGUUUCAGGUCCUGUAAUUGCACAUGCUGGCUCACUGUCACACUGUCAUGGCUUACUGGGACACUUGAAUAGAUCAGAGCCAUCAUUAAAGUUAUUCAUAACACUUGUGCUUUUUCUAUUAUGACAAGUGACAAUUUCUGUUAUUCAUGAAUGAGUACAGCUACAUAAAGUAAAACUUUGAAGGAUUUAAGUAUUUAUUUUUAUCAUUUUAUUGAACUACACAUUCCUGAUAGUAUUUUGGACUAAAUGUACGCCUCCCUAUAUUAUCUGAGUGUUUAAUGAAUAAUUCCAUUAGACAUUAUGUCACUGCUACCUCAUUUUGUGACCAUUUCAC
Molecule: messenger RNA, 2371 nt
Organism: Chelmon rostratus (copperband butterflyfish)
Lineage: Eukaryota; Metazoa; Chordata; Actinopteri; Chaetodontiformes; Chaetodontidae
Product: wiskott-Aldrich syndrome protein family member 3-like
Exons: 9
Coding region: 114-1523 (469 amino acids)
Biological process (GO): actin cytoskeleton organization; positive regulation of Arp2/3 complex-mediated actin nucleation
Cellular component (GO): lamellipodium; cytoskeleton; SCAR complex
Molecular function (GO): actin binding; Arp2/3 complex binding; protein kinase A regulatory subunit binding
Source: RefSeq, a predicted model, not a curated record